Messenger RNA from Trifolium pratense (red clover), 1700 nucleotides. RefSeq names its product pentatricopeptide repeat-containing protein At4g26680, mitochondrial. The transcript has a single exon. Bases 102 to 1697 code for a protein of 531 amino acids. The record is from RefSeq and is a predicted model, not a curated record. Gene Ontology annotation, molecular function: protein binding. Lineage: Eukaryota; Viridiplantae; Streptophyta; Magnoliopsida; Fabales; Fabaceae.
AGAGACAGCUUAAAGAGUGAGGGAAAAAAAAUUCCUCUUCAACUCGUCCUCUUCCUCGUACCAUAGAACAAAACACACUGCUCCAACGUUACUGUCUAAAGAUGAAAAGAAUCAUUCGAUUUCAUCAAUUUUCAACAUCAUCAUCAUCAUCAAUCCAAUCACACAAAAAAACACAAACAUUCCCAAAAAUACAAUCUCUAUAUCUACCUAUACCUCAUCGAACAAUUCCACAACCAAAAGGACAAGAUUUAGAUUUCAUUAACGUUUUCCACAGUCACCUAAUCCACUCUCAAUGGGAAAAACUCACUCCUUUAUCAAAAACCUUAACCCCAUUCAGAAUCCAACACAUUCUAUUAAAACUCCAAAACGACGACGUUUUAUCCCUCAAAUUCUUCAAUUGGGUUCAUACCCAUAACCCUAAUUCUCACACCCUUCAAACCCAUUCAUUCCUCCUUCACAUUCUCACUAAAAAUCGAAACUUUAAAACAGCGCAAUCAAUAUUCAGCAAAAUCAUCACCACCCAUUUAAAUAAUCUCUUUGAAGCAUUGCUUCAUUCAUACACUCUUUGCAAUUCUUCACCACUUGUUUUUGAUACCCUUUUCAAGACUUUAGCUCAUAUGAACAAGCUGAGAAAUGCGACUGAUACUUUCAUUAAAAUGAAGGAAUAUGGUUUCUUUCCAACUAUUGAAUCUUGUAAUGUGUUUCUUAGUUCAAUGCUUUACCUUAAAAGACCAGAAUUGGUCUUAUUGUUUUAUAGUCAAAUGAAGAAUAAUUGUAUUUCACCUAAUGUUUACACUCUUAAUAUGGUUGUUUCUGCUUAUUGUAAGUUAGGUGAAUUGAAUAAAGCUUCUGAGGUUUUGGAGAAGAUGAAGAAUAUGGGUUUGUGUCCUAAUGUUGUUACUUACAAUGCUUUGAUUUCUGGUUAUUGUAAUAAGGGUUUACUUGGUUUGGCUUUAAAGGUUAAAAAUUUGAUGAUGGGGAAUAAUGGGGUGUUUCCUAAUGUGAUUACUUUUAAUACUCUUAUUAAUGGGUUUUGUAAAGAGGGAAAAUUGCAUGAAGCUAAUAGGGUUUUUAGUGAGAUGAAGGUUGCUAAUGUGGCUCCUAAUGUUGUGACAUAUAAUACUUUGAUUAAUGGGUUUGGUCAAGUUGGUAAUAGUGAAAUGGGGAUUAGGCUUUUUGAGGAGAUGGAGAGGAAUAAGGUGAAAGCUGAUAUUUUGACUUAUAAUGGAUUGAUUUUGGGACUUUGUAAAGAAGGGAAGACUAAGAAAGCUGCUUAUAUGGUUAAGGAUCUUGAUAAGGAGAAUUUGGUACCAAAUGCUUCAACUUUUUCUGCUCUUAUUGCCGGACAGUGUGUGAGGAACAACUCUGAACGCGCUUUUCUUGUUUAUAGAAGCAUGGUAAGGAGUGGUUUUAGUCCAAAUGAGAAUACUUUUCAGAUGUUGGUAUCGGCUUUCUGUAAGAAUGAAGAUUUUGAUGGAGCUGUGCAAGCUUUGAGGGACAUGAUGGACAGAUUCAUGACUCCUGAUUCUAGUAUUUUAUCUGAGGUUUGUAGUGGACUUUGCAGGUGUGGGAGAAAACAGAUUGCAUUGAAGCUGUGUAGUGAGAUGGAAGCUAAGCGUUUAUUGCCGCAAGGUUUUGACAGAGAAAAAAUAUUCAUCACUAGUCAUGAAAAUGAGACAGGCAAUUUGACUUAUUAGACU